AUGCCAUACCCGUUGGGAGAAGUAAAGUUUGUCUCCGGAAAAGAGGUUCGUGACGGUCGAGUCAUGAAUUGGGCGUUUGUCGAAUUGUCCAAAGAUGCGGAGAAAUUCUUCGGACCGAACUACAUGCCAUCAGUCCCUUAUGAAUGGGAACCAUAUCACUGGGACCCUUCUCGCUUGCCUCCUCUAGUCUUGUCAAGUGGAGAACCCCUGAAAGAGUUUGUCUCACUCAAAGAAGGAGACUAUUGCUUGAAGAAGGGUCGUUCUACUGGCCUGGCGGCAGGUGUUGUGAAUGGACCAAAGGCAUAUUGCAACUGGGAAACCCUCAGAAACACCCCGAGCGGAAGAAAUGGGCAUAUAUAUUCUGGUCCAACUGAAGAGUUCAUUAUUCUGGGUGCAAAACCUGAUGGGAAUGACAAUUCGUAUCCUGCAUUCUGCAAGGACGGUGACUCUGGUUCAUUUGUCCUCAGUCAAUGGGGCGAGGUCAGUGGUUUGCUUUGGGGAGGAACGUCCUUUCAACAAUACAACAUUGGGCUUGCCUCAAGCAUGCCUGAUGUCCUGGCUUCGAUCCAGGAAAAGGUGGGAGGAUCCGUUGAAUUGAGUCUUCCGACUUGA
Molecule: messenger RNA, 612 nt
Organism: Penicillium brevicompactum
Lineage: Eukaryota; Fungi; Ascomycota; Eurotiomycetes; Eurotiales; Aspergillaceae
Exons: 1
Coding region: 1-612 (203 amino acids)
Source: RefSeq, a predicted model, not a curated record